Neoarthrinium moseri is the source of this 1131-nucleotide messenger RNA. RefSeq lists its product as uncharacterized. The transcript has a single exon. The record is from RefSeq and is a predicted model, not a curated record. Bases 1 to 1131 code for a protein of 376 amino acids. NCBI's taxonomy places the organism in Eukaryota, Fungi, Ascomycota, Sordariomycetes, Amphisphaeriales, Apiosporaceae.
AUGUCUCAAGAACGUGAGAACUGCGGCACAAAUGGCCUCCUUCAUGAUGAUGGUGAAGACCAAGCAUGUCACUUCACCAUAUUUUCAUUCCUCCCCACCGAGUUGCAGUUGAAGAUUUGGCGAGAAACUUGGGAGGAGCGCGUUGUUACCAUCUCAAGAAAAUACCAUGGACCCAACGUCAGCGUCACAGCCGACGCGACGGAAGAACAGCUGAAGGGGCGUCACUCGCGAGCAAUUCGCGAGCAAGAACCUUUCGCGGACGGUGAUAAGCUCCUGAUCAAUACCACGACAUGUUCUAGAGCCACUCUAUCUGUCACGCUAUGGGUCAGCCGACAGUCUCGUUUGGAGACGCUGAGGCACUAUGAGCUCUGCAUGGGCUUACCCGGUGGUACGACAACCGUGUACUUCAACUUCUCACUGGAUACUCUCCGUUUUCCGUACUCUCCUUUAGUCCCAGGCUCCGUGCAGCCUCGAGAUCUCGCACGCGUGCAGAAACUGGCAAUACCGGAACGUUGCCCAUACACCAGCGAUUUCGCGCAAGUUGUCGAGAAGCAACGAAAGCUCCUAGAGCAGGACUCUGAUGUGGCCAAAGAGAACUUCCAACAGAUUGGGGCUCGAUCCUUCCGUGUACUUAACACAGUUGUGCCAAGUCUACGCGAGAUCUGGCUGGAUCACUUCUACGAGUCUCGCCGACAAACAAUGCGCGCACUCAUGGGCGAAUUCACAAGGAGCCAAUUUAUUGACGGAAUUCCUGCAGCCCGUAUACCUGCAAACGGUGCAUGCUUCUUCGAGAACCAGCCUUUCGAGCAAGAGCGACGUCUCGUUGUGCUCAUGAAGACUUAUGGUCGAGUUCCCGAUCUGGUGAAUAUAGAUCUAGAGUUUGUGGAACAGCACACCUUGAUGAGUACGGUCAUUUCAAAAUCUGCCAUUGGCUCUGCUACCGCCAACCGCAAAGAGGUGGAGGCUAAAGUGAGUAUUCACAGCUGGGUUCUCAAGGUCGCGGGAGCGGAAAUUGAUCAAGUUCUGAGUUCUGAGCAUCACUUUGCAGCGGUCUGUAAUCUUGAUUAUCUGCUGAUUGGUUUCGGUUCUCACUUUAAAGCAACGGAAGAGGUUAUAUACAGCAUUCCAUGA